GUCUUUGGCCAUGAACCCCAUCCAGAGACCUGAGAUGUACAUCAUCGGCGCGCAGCCCGUGUGCAGCCAACUGCCGGGGCUCUCCCCCGGGCAGCGCAAGCUCUGCCAGCUCUACCAGGAGCACAUGGUGUUCAUCGGGGAGGGGGCCCGCAGCGCCAUCAAGGAGUGCCAGUACCAGUUUCGGCAGCGGCGGGGGGACCUCAGCCUUGUGGAGAAUUUGUCUCUUGUUAAUUUGCUUCUCGUCUCUCUUGCAGGUAGCCGUGAGACUGCUUUCACCUAUGCCGUCAGCGCUGCCGGGGUGGUGAACGCCAUCAGCCGGGCUUGCCGUGAAGGAGAGCUCUCCAGCUGUGGCUGCAGCCGGACGGCCCGGCCCAAGGACUUACCCCGAGACUGGCUGUGGGGUGGCUGCGGGGAUAACGUGGAGUAUGGAUAUCGUUUUGCCAAGGAGUUUGUGGAUGCCAAGGAGAGGGAGAAGAACUAUGUGAGAGGUUCAGAGGAACAGGCUCGCAUGCUGAUGAACUUGCAGAACAACGAGGCUGGUCGCAGGGAUGCGGGCCCUUGUGCGUGGCGGCAGUGCUGCUGGUGCAGGGAGGCGUGUGGACACCAGAUGGCGCAGGUUCGCAACGCGUCCCUGCUCGCCUGGGCGAGAGCCGGGAUCAGCCGCAAGGGCAAGCGGGAGCGGGUGAACAACCGCUUCAACAUGCCGACGCAAGAGGACCUGGUCUACGUCGACCCCAGCCCGGACUAUUGCCUGCGCAAUGAGACCACUGGUUCUCUGGGCACCCAGGGCCGACUGUGCAACAAGACCUCAGAGGGCAUGGAUGGGUGUGAGCUGAUGUGCUGCGGACGGGGUUAUGACCAGUUCAAGAGCGUCCAGGUGGAGCGUUGCCACUGCAAGUUCCAUUGGUGCUGUUACGUCAAGUGUAAAAAGUGCACAGAGAUCGUCGACCAGUAUGUCUGUAAAUGAAAGGAGCCACCAAAGCAAGAAAUCUAUAUUAUAUAAAUCUAUAUAAAUAUAUUUUAUAUUUGUAUAAAUAAACAGAUGAUGAUAAUAAUUAAAGAAGCUUAUUUA
This is a messenger RNA of Nestor notabilis (Kea), 1072 nucleotides long. RefSeq names its product protein Wnt-5b-like. The annotation marks the transcript as partial. Gene Ontology annotation, cellular component: extracellular region. The transcript has 5 exons. NCBI's taxonomy places the organism in Eukaryota, Metazoa, Chordata, Aves, Psittaciformes, Psittacidae. Gene Ontology annotation, molecular function: frizzled binding; cytokine activity. The record is from RefSeq and is a predicted model, not a curated record. Gene Ontology annotation, biological process: neuron differentiation; canonical Wnt signaling pathway; cell fate commitment.